Molecule: messenger RNA, 483 nt
Organism: Sporothrix schenckii 1099-18
Lineage: Eukaryota; Fungi; Ascomycota; Sordariomycetes; Ophiostomatales; Ophiostomataceae
Exons: 2
Coding region: 1-483 (160 amino acids)
Source: RefSeq, a predicted model, not a curated record
AUGUCCAUACGCACCUCUACAUCACACAGCCCAUCCCACCUGUCUGCCUUGGUGAGGCACCCGUUGCGCCACGAGACCGUCAGGAACCGCCAGGAACCGCCUAAGGGGAUCACAAGGGCCCCGCUGCCAGUGGAGUUCAGCCAAUUAGCUAACACGCUGGCCACACUGACGAAGCUCAGGUGGAGGCACCGCCCACCCUCUGACACCAACCACAGCACUGGCCAGCACACGGCCGCCGAAGACAGUACACCAAAUCCACUAAUCUCAACACAAAAUCGGUCCUGGAGACUUCACCAUCCGCUGAAUGUGCGCUUCGAGGACGACAACGACAGAGGAUGGAAAGACGAGACGAGGCCGGCUGAAAGGAAUCAGCGCCUGACGAUCCCAGCACAGGACCAAGACGCCUCGCAAACCAUUCUCAAAGUAGUCGCAGUCAAAAUAAAGUUUGCUGUGUUGACUCUGCCAUUGCGGCACAGCCACUAA